UCCGCGACGUCUGCUCUAACUUUACCAGCCGCUAGGAGGAGUUGGAAUCUCGUCCGCCACAGCAUUUCAACCACCUCUUCCCCCCCUCUUUCCUAGGUCAUAUGGAGCCUCGCUCUUGAGUCUUCUUUCAUUCUUGUUAAGAACACCGACUUACCUAGAGAGGCAGCCAUCAGAACCUGAGCUGAGACCGGGAAUGCAGUCGAAGCUGCGCUGUUGAAAGUCAUGGACCAAGACACGAGACCUCUAGCCUCGCUCUCCCUUACCCACGUUUACUAUGACCCCGAUGACCCCCUCUCGUUCCUGUGCGCCUGGCUCGCCCUGCUCCCGCAGGCCCUAUGCAUAGUCUACGCGACCCUGAUCUGGUCCACCCGCGAGGUCGAGAUCGCCCUCAUGUUCGCCGGCCAGCUGGGCUGUGAGGCCAUUAACUUCGCACUCAAGCGCCUCAUCAAAGAGGAGCGACCCCGCCGCAUCCACGGCAAGGGCUACGGCAUGCCCAGCUCCCACGCCCAGUUCGUCGCCUACUGGUCCAUCUUCCUCGCCCUGUUCCUGCUGGUCAGGCACCGGCCCUCGUCUGCGCGGCGGCACCACCGCCCGUACUCGCUCGUCGAGCGCGUUGUUGUCAGCGCCGCCGCGCUCGCCAUCGCCGCCGCGGUGGCCUGGAGCCGGAUAUACCUCGACUACCACACCGUCAAGCAGGUGCUGGUCGGGUGCCUGGCCGGGUCCGUGUGCGCCGUCGGCUGGUUCGCGGUCACGGCCAUCGCGAGGGACCUAGGCCUCUUGGCUUGGGGCUUGCAGACCCCCAUUGCGCGGCUUUUCAGAUUCCGGGAUCUCGUGGUGGAGGAAGACCCCUGCCAAGCUGGCUGGGACAAGUGGGAAGAGAGGCGCGUGGAGGCAGACCAACAGAAGGGCAAAUAAAGCCCGGCAUAUUAUCUUCAAUCAGUUUCAUCGCGUAGGACCCAACGAACCUUGCCUGCCUGUUGCUGCUGCUGCCAGCCCCUUCUCACACCAAGGGCUUGCUAUUCCUUACACGCAAGUGUUGAUGUCACAGCUAUAAAAGGGGGAAGAACCGGCAGUUUGUUUGAGCACUUUUGGUUCAUUGAGCUACCGUGCCUUCAGUAGUAUAGAUGCCCUCUCUAGUGGCUUUUACCUCCGCUCUCCGGUCCAUCUCAUAACUAAUCAUAACCAUCGUGUCCACCCAUCCAUCCAUUCAUUUUUAGAGUCCCAGUACUCUAGAGUUAGUUACUUUUCCUAGGCCCCCACGCUCUCCAACGAAAGCCUUGCCUGUCCACACAUCGUACACAGUGCGUCGUCGC
Colletotrichum destructivum is the source of this 1313-nucleotide messenger RNA. RefSeq names its product Putative phosphatidic acid phosphatase type 2/haloperoxidase. The coding region runs from base 223 to 915 and encodes 230 amino acids. Gene Ontology annotation, biological process: lipid biosynthetic process; protein N-linked glycosylation. Lineage: Eukaryota; Fungi; Ascomycota; Sordariomycetes; Glomerellales; Glomerellaceae. Gene Ontology annotation, cellular component: intracellular membrane-bounded organelle; endoplasmic reticulum membrane. The transcript is spliced from 2 exons. Gene Ontology annotation, molecular function: dolichyldiphosphatase activity. The record is from RefSeq and is a predicted model, not a curated record.